This is a messenger RNA of Rangifer tarandus platyrhynchus (Svalbard reindeer), 3864 nucleotides long. Lineage: Eukaryota; Metazoa; Chordata; Mammalia; Artiodactyla; Cervidae. The record is from the annotation of a GenBank genome assembly.
AUGGAGUCUACAUAUACUCUUGCAGGGCCCCAGAUGAAUACCAGGUUUUCCUCAAGCAGGAUGGUGCCUUUCUAUUUUCCUCCAUCAAAAUGUGCACUUUGGAACCCAGUGCCAAUUGGAGAUUUCAUCUACUUACAUCUCCGUUACUACAGAAAUCCAAAGCUUGUGGUAACUGAAAAGACCAUCCGACUUGCUUGUCGUCAUGCUAAGCAGAAUAAAAACAACUUGUCAUGCUUUUUACUUGGUUCUUUCACAGUAGAUGAAGAUGAAGAAAGUGUAACAUUGACAAUAGAUCGUUUUGAUCCUGGUCGAGAGGUACCUGAAUUAUUGGAAAGAGUCCCUACUGCUUCUCUUCCUGGGGACUUUGUAAUCCCAUGCAAAAUUCAUACUCAAGGACUUUGUUCAAGAGAAAUAAUAAUUCACAAUGCAGAUGACUUUCAUUCAGCUUUCAAGGCUCUGCAGCAUCAUAUGUGUAGCAAAGAGUCCUUGGACUGUGGAAAACUACUUGCCCUGAGAGCUCAUAUCACUUCCAGGGAGAGUUUGGACACUGUGGAGUUCGACUUGGAUUGGACAGCAGUAACUCUAGCAAACACCUUUAAGUGCACACCUGUGAAACCCAUCACCAUCAUUCCAACAGCUCUAGCAAGGAAUUUGAGCAGUAAUCCAAAUAUUUCUCAAGUUCAAGGUACCUAUAAAUAUGGAUAUCUCACCAUGGAUGAGACACGCAAGCUAUUACUUUUGCUGGAAUCUGAUCCCAAGGUCUGUUCUCUACCAUUAGUGGGAAUCUGGCUGUCUGGAAUUAUACAUAUCUAUAGUCCUCAGGUGUGGGCCUGCUGCUUGCGAUACAUGUUCAGUUCUUCUAUUCAAGAAAGGGUUUUUUCCGAAUCUGGAAAUUUCAUCAUAGUUCUCUAUUCUGUGACACAUAAGGACCCUGAAUUUUAUGAAUGCCUCCCUUGUGAUGGCAGGGUACCUGACCUUCGAUUCCAGCUACUAACCAGCAAGGAAACAUUACGCCUUUUCAAAAAUGUUGAACCUUCUGACAAAAAUCCAGUCUGUUUUGAACUGAGUGCUGAAGACCACAAUGCAGAAAGAGAGUUUUUUAACAAAGUUUCUAAGAAUCUUUCAAUUAAGAGCUCUUCCCAGAAGUUACCUCCAGGGAAAAUGCCAACGAAUGAUCAUGACUCUGGCGUUGAAGAUGAAGAUGUUUCUCCAAGACCAAUUCCUAGUCCUCAUCCAGUGAGUCAGAAGGUUUCUAAGAUCCAGCCAUCAGUUCCUGAACUUUCACUUGUGUUGGAUGGAAACUCCGUAGAACCAAUCCCUGUGCCUAACCCAUUGGAAAUGGUGAAUAAUGAAAAUCCUCCUUUGUUGAUUAACCAUUCUGAGCACCUUGAGCAGUCACAACCCCAGCUUUGUGAUGAGAAACACAGACCAGAAGCAGAAGCUGGAGAGCCUUCCUUCAGAGGGCUACCAAAUCAAUUAAACCAAGACACUGCUCCUUUGAGACACUGCAAAGUAAGACAGCUGUCUACCUGUAAGAAAGGGAACUCUCAUAUCAGGAACAGUAGUAAGCCCUCUUUUAAUGGACUAUCUUCAGAUACAUCUGAAAAGCUUCAAACAGUUUCUGCUGCAAAUGUACACAAAGAAGAGUAUCCUGUAAGAUCCUCCACGUUUAAUUCCAAGCCUUCUUCUCUUGCCCCACAGUCCCACCCACACAAUUUUGUUUUUUCACCCCAUAAUUCAGGAAGACCAAUGGAAUUUCAAAUACCUACUCCCCCGCCACCAUCUUACUAUUCCACAAAUGUUUGCAGUUGUUGUCAGCAUCAUGGCCAUAUUCAGUAUAGUCCAAUAAAUUCUUGGCAAGGGAUGAAUACAGUAGGAUCUGUUCAAGACUUCAAGUCUGAAACCCUUCAAAAGCAUUCAUUAUUUCAUCCAAGUGGAUGUCCAGCUCAGUACCAUAAUGCAUUCUUUUCUUCAAGUAGUCCUAUAGCCUUGAGACCUCAGGGAAGCAUGGGGGGUUGUUCUUCCCACAGCAAUGCAGAACCAUCACCUGUGGCAAGACUACCUCCACACAUGGACUCCUGUAACCCAUGGCCUUGUGCAGUGUGUGUGCACACACCCAAGACUGGGUCAGAUGAUGGAAUGAUGGGACUGUCUCCAGAUGCGUAUAGGUUCAUCACAGAGCAAGACAGACAGCUUCGACUGCUUCAAGCACAGAUUCAGCGUUUGUUAGAAGCACAGUCUCUGCAGCCCUGUUCCCCUAAGACAACCACUGUUGAAGACACAACGCAAGCUGCAAGACAAAUGGAGUUGGUUUCCAUGGAAGCACAGCCUCCCCCUGCUUUGCACAUGAGAAAAAGUGUAAGCAUUGCUGUGAGCACAGGUGCCAGCUUGUUUUGGAAUGCAGCAGGUGACGAUCAAGAGCCUGAAUCUCAGCUGAGGCAAGAUGAUACCAAGAUUUCCAGUGAGGACAUGAAUUUUUCUGUUGAUAUUAAUAAUGAAGUCACAAGUACUCCAGGUAGUGCAUCUUCAUUAAAAGCUGUUGAUAUUCCCAGUUUUGAAGAGAGUAAUGUUGCUGUGGAAGAAGAAUUUAAUCAGCAACUUUGUAUAUCCAAAUCUUCUCCACUUGAGAGAAAAGAACCUGAUGUACCUGUAUUCUUUCCGAAUCCCCUGCAAGCAGAAUGUGUAAGCAUGUGCUUCCAGAGUGGACCAACAGAGGGUGCCACUAAUAUCUCUGGAAUAUCAGGGGAACCCAAAACUGAGCAAGUAAUGCAACCCUUGCCUCAUCAACCAUCAGAUAACCAGCAACUAUUCCAGGAUGUGUUGAGUCAAGGGAACCACCGAUUAAAUAACUCCCCCAAAGUAACUGAGGAGCCAUCUACCAAAGCAGUAAUUAUCAGUCAUGAGUGCACCAAAAACCAGAAUGUUUACCAUAGUAAGAAAAAGAAACAUGAUUCAGGAUCGGUGGACAAAGAAUGUGUUCUUAAUGCAACUCUUAAGCAACUUAGAAGCUUUGGAGUAAAAAUUGAUUCUCCAACUAAAGUGAAGAAAAAUGCACAUAAAGUGGAUCAUGCCAGUGUGUUGGCAUGCAUCAGCCCUGAAGCAGUGAUCUCUGGAUUAAACUACAUGUCAUUUGCUAAUGUUGGCAUGAGUGGCUUAAGCCCCAGUGGUGUGGAUUUGAGCAUGGAAGCAAAUGCUAUAGCUUUGAAAUAUUUAAAUGAAAAUCAGCUGUCACAACUGUCUCUCACACGAUCAAGCCAAAAUAAUGGUGAUUCACCUUUUAGCCUUCUACAUAUUAAUACAGACAGAAGCACAGUGGGGCUUAGUUUAAUUUCGCCAAACAACAUGUCAUUUGCAACCAAAAAAUACAUGAAGAGAUACGGACUCAUACAAAGCAGCGACAAUAGUGAAGAUGAAGAGGAGCCUCCAGACAAUACGGAUGGCAAGAGUGAACAUUUAGUGAAUCAAAACCUUACAUACAUAGCUGAACAACUUGAUUGUCAGAAAGAGCCUUCCAGGAAUGCUGGUGAGAUAACUAAUUGUUAUAACUGUGACUCCGUGGGUACCCACACAGAUAUGCCAGUAUUGAGAAACAUUACAAAUGAAGUUGUUCAUCCAAAAGCAACACAGGAGUUGAAUGAAAACCCUGCUUUCUUAUUAAAGAACCUUAAACCAAGCCCUGCAGUACAUCUCCGAACUGGAAAAGCAGAAUUUACCCAGCAUCCUGAGAAAGAAAACGUAAGGGACACUCCAAUUUUUACUGAAAGUUUGAAACCUUCUGAAACCUUAAAGCAAAUGAAUAGUAUGAAUUCAGUAGGCACCUUCUUAGAUGUAAAGCGUCUCAGGCAGUUGCCAAAAUUAUUUUAA